AUGGCAGCCAGCAACGAUGAUGCACAAGUGAACAUCGAUGAUCUGAUUGAACGACUUCUUCAAGAUGUCGCUGGAAGAAAUGAAUUUCUUAUGCGAGAAAUCCGAAGAAAUCUUUCUCAAUCAACCCGUACUUCUCGACCUGCAAGCUCCGAUCACUAUAUGUGGUAUACGAUAAAAGUUGAAAAUCUAACUCUUGAAAUUGCUACAUAUGCACUAGGCAGCAUACACGGUCAAUAUACUGAUUUACUUCAUCAUUUUGAUCAAGGCGGUUUUCCACCUCAAACAAAUUACCUUNAAUCAUCUCACCAUCCAGAGAAUCACUAUCAAAGAUGGAUUUAUACAUAUACAUUUAUAUCCAAAUAUUAUCCAUCAGAAAAAGUUCUACGAAGUAUGCAACUAAUCGAUAUUAAAUGUCAGAUUCAAUUAAUGAAUUUGGCUUAUUUGAUAUUUUUAAAUGAAAAAAUUCCUAAACCACAAAAGUUAGUAACAAAUUUAUUGGAAAAACUACAAAUCAAUACAAGAUCGGAUUGCUUAGUUUUAUUACCAAAGAUUCUUGAAAUAAUCCACGAAGAAAAUCUUGAUAAUUCAACAUGGAUGAUCGAUGUACAACAAUGGAUCAUAGUCAUUUGUAAAUCAUCAACAGAAUCGAUUGAAGAAAUACUUCGAACUUUACUUUCUUAUUUGAAUCAAUCGACAACUUCUCUUUCAUUAUCAACAAAACAAUUUCUAUUCGAUCAAUUAAUUGAAUUAUUCCUGAAGCUAAACAAAGACAAUGAACCGAACACGGAUUUAUGGGAUCGUUUUGGUUUACUAUCAAUUCUUAUUGAAUGUGUUUCGAACGUUGACCAUUAUGAAAUUUUAUUCCAUCCAUCGAUGAAAACCAAUGAUCAAAAAAUUAUUCUAUUUGAUCUUUACUUUUUUCAUCUUCGUGCUCUAUUAAAACAUCAAAAUAUUAUACUUGCAUUUUUAAACAAAGGUAUGCUUCUUAGAUUAUCAAAUAUCCAAACAAAAGAGAAGAAAAAUCUAGCUGAAAGUUUAUUUAAACAGUUGAAAAAUUAUUUUCUUUCAAUUAUCAUGGCACUUUUACUCAUCGAUAUCGAAUCCAAUGAAAAUGAUGAAAACGACAUUCUAAAAGCAUUUUCAUGUUUAAUAGAUGAUCUGUUUUCUAUUAAUCCUACAAUGGAAUGUCUUCCCGAUUAUCUUAAACUCUUUCUUUCAACCAUUAUAUCAAAGAAAUCUUGGGAUUAUUUAUUCAAUUUAUUAAGAUCGGAAAAACUACGAAUGAUAAACAAAGAUUGGACAACAGUUCUUUAUCGAUUACUUCAUUUAAAUGAAACGAAUGAUCAAAGUACGAAUUUACAUUUAUCACAUCAAAUUCAGUUUACUUUUUCAACAAAUGCAAAUAAAUCUUCGAGUUUUCCUGAUCUCCAUCAACCAUAUGAAACAUUACGAAUACUGAUGAAAACAUCAAUAGAAAAUAAUACCGGCGAAGAUGUAUGGCAAGAAGUCAUUCAUUGGAUGCAAAAUCAAGUAGAUUGUGAAUCACCAGAGAUGAGUGUUAAUCAAUUAAAAUCCAUGUUAUUCUUAAAUAUUUACUAUGAUUAUUAUUGUACUAAUCAAUUAGAAUCAGUUCGGGCAUUCGUUGAUGUGCUUCAAGAGUUAUCAUUCUUUUCUGAGGAAGAAUUCACUGUAUUUCGUGCUUUAGUAAAUCCUGAACAAUAUAUCAUAGGCUAUCAUUCGCCUGAUAAUGCUAACUCAAUAAAUAAACUUUUUCAAAUCAAUUGUCAAACAAGUUUUGAAUUAUCUUUACGUCAUUUAUUAGUAAAUUUAAUGGCAAUGAUCCUAUUAGGCGAUGAGAAGUCAUUUCUUUGGACAUUUGCAUUCGAUCCAUUGUCUUUAGAACAUACGUACGGUUUUGGGUCGACAUACCAAUCACCAAUCGAAUCAGAUGGUGUGCAUUACGAUUGUGGAUGUGUCAUUACUGAAGAUGGUGUUCUUGAACGAUCAUUCGAUUCAGCUGAUAACAGUGGAUUAAGCGUUCCAGCUGUAUAUGUGGCUUAUUUUUCUACAUUUGGUGCAUUGGCUUGGCAUCUAUUAACAUGUGACAGAGGAGCUGCAACUUUGUAUGGUCCAAUUUUGUCACCAAGGGCAAUCGAAACAACUGCUGAUGAUCAUAGAGAAAAUGAUCGAGAUACGCUCACUAAAGUCUGUGAUUUUGUCUAUGCUAGAUUGUCGUCGACGUUUGAUUUUCUAUCCGUUCGAUUAAAUCAUGAUGAUGCUUGUCUUUUAUUAACUCGUUCUUUCGAACAGAUGGCUUCUUUAACUGAUACAAAACAAGAAUGGAUUCAGCCCGUUUAUAGAACAUUCGAUGAAAAGCAAAAUGCUGAACAAGAAUUUGAGCGACAUGUUUUCUAUUAUGUAUUCGAUAGAUUAAUUAACUAUAAAGCUGAUAUCAAUCAUAGAAUUCUUCAAUCACAAAUUCAAAUCAAUCUUCAAGAUUAUUGCGAUCAAAUGCCAUUCACCAUCGAAUUUCAACAUUUUCAAACACUACUUAACCAUUCCAAAAUAGAAGUUUCAUCAAAUUUUCAANAUGCUGAACAAGAAUUUGAGCGACAUGUUUUCUAUUAUGUAUUCGAUAGAUUAAUUAACUAUAAAGCUGAUAUCAAUCAUAGAAUUCUUCAAUCACAAAUUCAAAUCAAUCUUCAAGAUUAUUGCGAUCAAAUGCCAUUCACCAUCGAAUUUCAACAUUUUCAAACACUACUUAACCAUUCCAAAAUAGAAGUUUCAUCAAAUUUUCAACUUCUUCGAUUGAUUUUGGAUUCAUUCAAUAUUUUAAAAGUAACAAAACUAAUCAUUCCACUUACACGGUUUUACCUUCUUUUACAUCACACAUACACACAAUUAAUUAAACAAGAUGAAUUAUUUACAAUUUCUCUGAACGAAUUACUUGAGCGUGCUGAAAGAUGUUCUUGUCAAUACGGUAGUUCAUAUAAUCAAAGCGAAAAAGAAAAUCAUCGACAAAUCAUUCAAGAAGGUAUUGAUGCGGUCAAUAGUUAUCAUCAAUUUUCUAAUGGACUUAUUCAACCAGGUGCUUGUAAUCAAAUGGAAAAAUUUUCAACAAUAACCUUUGAUUCGCCAGUCAAUGUUUUACUCACAACGAGCAAUUCAGACGAAGGAAACAUUAUUAUCAGAAUACUCACUGUUUUAAUUCGACGUCACGAUCGUAUUUUGAGAGUAUUAUCAAAUGAAAUGUGUACAAAUAACCAUUACGAUCACAGUACUUUGAAAUGUUUAGUAAAUGACAUAACGUCAAAGAAGAUUUCCAUUCUACAACUAAUUAAUCAUAAUACUGGCAUUAUAUCAUUAGAUGAACAAGAUUGUCAAUGGACUCAAAGAUUAUGUCAAUCAUGCAUAAUUAGCAAUGAUGAGUAUGCUUUUAUUAAUAACAAAUCUUCAUUUACGUUUGAUUUUGAAUACAUUCAAUCACAAAUUAUUCGAAUCUAUUUACUUUAUUGUGAAAUAAACUAUGAUCAUAUCACUCAAAUUUAUCAAUGUUACAUCGAACAAAUGUCAACAAAAACAGAGAACGAAGAUUUAGACCUGCAUGAGAAAUAUAUGCUAUUAUUUAAUAAUGAACAGAUUGAGUCUGAAUGGAAUUAUUUGAAAACUAUACCUUUAGAUAAACUUUAUAAUUCCUUUACAUUAUUAAAACAAAUUGCCUCAUCAUUAAAAACGUCUUCAAACGAUCUUGAUCAACCAAGUACUCUUUACAGUUUUCUUGGUUCAACCGAUGAAGGCCGUGAUUUACUUGAACGAAUAAAGCAACAUGGAAUUCGCGAUUUUUCUUUAUGCUAUUUAAAUCAUAUGAUUAAACUUUAUGCACAAUCAAUAAACGGAUUUGAGCAUUUAUUUGCAGAUGUAUCACCUUUGUUACGAAUGUCCAUUGAACCUCAACUAGAUGCCGAAUUAACUCAACAAUUUGAUGAGCAUAUUCUACAAUUAAAUUAUGAUAAUAGUAUAGAGAAAUUUCAAGAAAUGAAUCAAAUAAUAACCGAAUUCCUCAAUGAUUUAAAGGAUUCAAAAGAUUUAAUGUUACAACAAUCUUCACAAUGCUUUAAAACAACGUGUCAAAUUCUUGAGAUACAUAAUCCGAUUUUACAAUGGAUACCAGAGGGAAUUCGUUGUGAAAAUUAUGUGGCAAUAAAUAUUCAUCUCAUUCGAAUACGAUCGAUUCUUCAGGAAUCAAAAGUUAAUGUCGAAGAAAAAACAAUCAGAUUAUGGCAAGAACAAACAGAAUGUGAAGAUAACGAUUCUGAAACACAUUCACACUUGGCUGACCCAGACGAAUAUUCGGAAUCCGAAGAACUAGAUUAUCACAGCAUGUCAUCUUCACCAUCAGUAACAAGACAGAACUCAGUUGGUGAAACUAAUCCAACGUAUUCGCGUUCGCCAUCACAACAACUGGAAACAUCUGAAAUUGAACCUUUAAUUUAUGACUCAUUAUUCCAACUUAGCUUGAGAUCAGUAUCAUAUUUAUCAUUGAAAUUUAUGCAAAGUUUACAUCAGUAUCGAACAGAACGUAUCACGGAAGCUGUAAGUGCAAGUAGUGCACCAAGAUUCAUAGUUACACUUCCUGGUGAAAAAUUGAUCGCACCAUUCAUGUGUAAAGCAGAGAAAUCUCAAGCACGUCUAAAGAAAAUCUUUGAUGAUAAUCACUACGAUCAUAAUGAGUUCGCUUUAAUUGAUAUCAAUCAAAUAUUCGUCGACAUAAAUGAAGAUAAUUUUCUUCCACUACAAAAAUCACCAAUUGAAUAUCGUAUCGUUAAACGAGAAGAUCUAGUUUGUGUGAAAUUCCAUUUUCACUCAUUAAACAUCGAAUAUGUCACAACAAUUACAAAUCAACUCGAAACGAUAAUCAAACAUUUUAUUAAUAAUCAUAUUCAAUCAAAUGACAAUUAUCUUUGUUUCUACGAUCAAUAUGGAGCUUUAAUUGAGAAUGUUUGUAUCGAAAAUGUAUUUGAUAAGAGUGAAAAAUGUGUGAACAUCGUAGUAAAAGAAAAGACAGUUGAUGAUAACAGUAUAUGCGAAAUAAAUCUGACAAGCAAAGAAAAUGUACAUCAAUCAACGAUUUUCUUCGAUUUGGAAGCAACAUGGUUCAAUAUUGAGCAAUGGUUGAAAGUUUUUUGUCAAAGAAAUCAUCUCUCUGUUAAUGAUUAUGCUUUUAUGAUGGCAAAAGAACGAAUACUAUGCGAGAAAACUGAAUCCAUUGGUUCAAUUAUAGAUGCAACGCAAUCGAGUCUAGUCGAUGUUAUUAAUCAACAACUGAUCACUUCCGUAACUAUUUCAUACGAAAAUAAGAGUGAAAGUUUCCAUGUUCUGGCAUCGAUGAAAAUCAUCCAAUUAUUCAAAGAUAAAAAUUUCCAAGAAAAUUUUAAUAUAAUCGAUCACGCACUGACGAAUUUCAUGGUGAAUUUAGAAAAAGAAAACGAAAGUUUGACUCUUACGGAAGAACAAAUGCAACAAUCUAUCGAAACGUAUCGCUCAGCAUCGAACGAUUCACUUCAUUUUCGAUUGUUUAUACCAACAAGUAUCAUUAUAAAAUACAAUGAAGAGAUCAUUCCAUUAGUUUUGCAGACGCGAAAUAUAACAAUUCGAGAAAUAUUGAAAAAACUGGAUGAAUCAAUGAUUCGUCAUCGAUGUUUAGUUUUAAAAGAAACACAAAGAGUGUUAGAAGGAAAUGAAAUUCUUUCAGAUUUAUGUGGAAUUGAAUUUCUUUUAGUUGAGGAAAACGAAAUACGUCACGUUUGCAUUCAAUUUGCAGAAAUCAAUAUUAAACAAUGUUUUAUUAAACAUGCGACAAUUGCCGAUUUAUGUAAAGAACAAAAACUUAUUCUUGAUACUCAACAUGUUAUCUAUUCAAACAAAAUUAUUUUAUUACCAGAAACACCGUUAACUUGUUUUCAAUCAAAAACACCAAUAUGCUUUUCCAUUACUGAAAACAAUUUACCCAUUCGUGUUACAGUGAAAGACGAUCAACAACCGCAAAAGUCAAUCACAUUUUUUUGUGAUUCUUCAAUAACUAUCGAAGAUCUUCGUUCUCUUUCUUGUCACUUCUUGUGUGUAAUCGAAGAUGGUGCUAAAUUAGCGUUAACUGAUGGGACAAUACUCGGCGAUGAUCUGUCUUUAAUGGACAUUGUUGAAAACCUGACGGAAAUAGAGUUUCAACUCGGUACUCCGCUCUGCUUGUCUUGUUCAAUUACAUGUUCAAAUCAUACAAUAGUAUUGCCUUGUCAAUUAAAUCAAACAAUCUCAUCAUUGGUCAGCGAUUUAUUCGAUCAACUUUCGAUUCUAUCUGAUCAAAUGGAAACGUAUACAUUAUUUGCUUUGGGUACAGUGGAAACUGGAAUCGAUGUCGAAUUAUCGAUUGAAGAUAUAAAAGAUUUAUUUCCUCCGUCAACUUCAACAAUUAAGAUCGAACUGAGAAAAUGA
This is a messenger RNA of Adineta ricciae, 6489 nucleotides long. NCBI's taxonomy places the organism in Eukaryota, Metazoa, Rotifera, Eurotatoria, Adinetida, Adinetidae. The record is from the annotation of a GenBank genome assembly.